Cyphellophora attinorum is the source of this 1428-nucleotide messenger RNA. Its product is annotated as putative monooxygenase. Gene Ontology annotation, molecular function: nitronate monooxygenase activity. NCBI's taxonomy places the organism in Eukaryota, Fungi, Ascomycota, Eurotiomycetes, Chaetothyriales, Cyphellophoraceae. The transcript has 2 exons. The record is from RefSeq and is a predicted model, not a curated record. Bases 1 to 1428 code for a protein of 475 amino acids.
AUGUCCGCAAACACCAACGACAAUCCAUCGCUCAUUGCCGGCCACGCCAAGUACGUUCAAGGGGCCGUGUCCUCCGCACUAGGAUACGAAACCGGCGAAGCGACAAAAUCCGCCGCCGUCGACGAGAUGAAGCGGGCUUCAGAGCAGAACAGCAGCCAGCAACCAGCACAGAACAACGUCCUCGGAACAAUCGAGAAGAAAGCGGGAGAGCUGGUCGGCUGUGAAGGCAUGGCUGAGGAGGGCACGCAGCGACUGCCGACAUCUGGACGACCAAUACAUUUUACUCUACGCCAACAAGGCAGGCGCAACCGGCGAAACACCAUCAAGACCAACCACGCAAGCGUCACAAUGACGAUAACGACAGAAGCAACCACUCUCCUCGGGACCAAAAACCCAAUCCUUCUCGCCGGCAUGGGUCGUGUAGCCGGCCCACCUCUCGCCGCCGCCGUCUCAAAUGCUGGCGGCCUUGGUGUCAUCGGUGGUGUUGGCUAUACACCAAAACAACUCCGGUCACUAUGCCAGGAGCUAAAGUCCCUUCUCAGCUCACCGGAGCUGCCCUUCGGCGUCGACUUGCUCAUCCCCCAAGUAGGCGGCAACGCCCGCAAGACCAACUACGACUACACCAAGGGCGGAUUGGAUGAGAUGGUGGACAUCAUCAUCGAGGAAGGCGCGAAGGUGUUCGUGUCGGCGGUAGGCGUACCGCCCAAGGCCGUCGUGGACAAGCUGCAUCGCCACGGAGUGCUGUACGGGAAUAUGAUCGGGCAUCCGAAGCAUAUCAAGAAGUGCGGCGACCUUGGCGUCGACAUCAUCAUCGCCCAAGGUGGCGAGGGUGGCGGCCACACCGGCGAGAUCCCAACGUCUGUCCUGAUCCCCGCCUGCGUCUCAGCCGCCAAGCACUACAAAUCACCCAUCACCGGCAAUCCACCCCUCGUCGUCGCAGCUGGCGGCAUCGCCACCGGCGCCGGCGUCGCUGCAGCACUCAUGCUCGGCGCAUCAGCUGUGUGGAUCGGCACGCGCUUCGUCACCGCCACGGAAGCAGGCGCCACGAAACGAGACAAGGAGCUGAUGGUAGCAGCGGGGUUCGACGCGACGCUGAAGUCGACGAUCUGGACAGGUCGGCCCUUGAGGCACCUGAAGACGACUUAUACGGAGGAGUGGGAGACGAAGCGAAGGGCGGAGUUGGAGGAGAUCCAGGGACGGGGAAAGUUGGCCAUAGACGUGGAAAUGGAUCGGUUGGCAAAGGAGGGCAAGUUGACCGAGGAGAUUGAGGAUUUGAGUCAUUGCCGGCCUGCGGGGGUGGUGGCGGCGCUGUGUGAUAAGGCUGGGCAGAGUGCUGGGGAGAUUGUGAGGGAGAUGGUAGGCGAGGCGGAGGUGAGUCUGAGGUCAGCGAGUAGGUUUCUGGGAGGUCGCAGGGAGGCGAGGUUGUGA